ACAACGCCCUCGGCCGCGGAGGCGGGAGGAUGGGGGGGGGGGGGGGGGGGGGGGGGAGGGGGUUCACCCACCAUUGGCUCAGAGGCGGGUGCCGCCAAUUGGCCCGCAUCUGCGCGCUGACGCGACCCGUCCCCCUCAAUUGGCCGAGCCCGUUGUAAUAAUUGCGCAAAGAGGCCAGAGAGCGCGCUGCGAUUGGCCACGGUGCUGACGGACCGCCCUAUAUAAGGGCCGCGGGGGGCGGACUCCUCGUCCUCGGGUGCUGGGGCAGAGGUUUCGUGCUGCGCGCUGCCCGCCGCGGGAAUAUGGCGACGGUGAAGGCCGUGUGCGUGAUGAAGGGGGACGGCCCCGUGCAGGGCGUCAUCCACUUCCAGCAGCAGGGUAAUGGACCAGUGAAAGUUACUGGAAAAAUCAGUGGCUUGGUUGAUGGAGACCAUGGCUUCCAUGUCCAUGAAUUUGGUGACAAUACAAAUGGGUGUACCAGUGCAGGUCCUCACUUCAAUCCUGAAGGCAAGCAGCAUGGUGGACCAAGUGAUGCAGAAAGGCACGUGGGAGACCUUGGCAAUGUGACUGCUAAAGGAGGAGUAGCAGAAGUGGCAAUAGAAGAUUCCAUCAUUUCUCUUAGUGGACCACACAGCAUUGUGGGACGUACCAUGGUGGUCCAUGAAAAAUGCGAUGAUCUGGGUAGAGGGGGAGAUAAUGAGAGCAAACUGACUGGGAAUGCUGGAGCUCGUUUAGCUUGUGGUGUAAUUGGAAUAGCCAAGAGCUAAGUGUUGUACCUGAAAUGUUUCACAUGACAGUGGUGAAUGGGCCGUAUUUCAUUGCAACUGCUGUACUUGCCCUUUCUCAUGCAAAAGAUGUAUCACUUAAUCUCAUUACUACUCUGCGUUCUGAGUGUCACUUAAACUGGUGAAGACUGACUUAAUUUUGUAUGAUGUAUAUUGCAAUUAAAGUGACCCUGAUGGAAUGUCUCUAGUUUUCUGCUGAAGCAUCUGCUGUAACCAUUAAGUACAACUUCACUCACUGGAACCCCAGCUCUGUGUAAUGGGAGGUGUGUGGUAGUGGUCAUGUCCUGAACACCAGAACCUCUGGUGUACUGUGUCAUUUGGAGGAUUAGCCCUGGGCACUUUGGUAAGGCUACUCACCGAAGAGCAGGAUGCACUGUGUAUGUACUGGGGCUUCCUCCUGGCAGAGUUGCAGCAUCUGUAGGUUUCCAACUUGUGUAAUAAACUUGCUGAGCAAAUACA
Messenger RNA from Strigops habroptila (Kakapo), 1244 nucleotides. It is a transcript of the gene SOD1, whose product is annotated as superoxide dismutase 1. The coding region runs from base 303 to 767 and encodes 154 amino acids. Gene Ontology annotation, molecular function: superoxide dismutase activity; copper ion binding. NCBI's taxonomy places the organism in Eukaryota, Metazoa, Chordata, Aves, Psittaciformes, Psittacidae. The record is from RefSeq and is a predicted model, not a curated record. Gene Ontology annotation, cellular component: mitochondrion; nucleus; peroxisome. Gene Ontology annotation, biological process: removal of superoxide radicals. The transcript has 5 exons.